UACACAAUACUAGCGGCAGCGGCCGUUCCCAAGGGUUUCGUUGACGCCAAAGCGGUGGCCGAAAAGGUUAUUGAAUUCAUUCAAUUGGAUGAAAAUGAUUUUCGAUUCGGUUCUACAAAGGCUAGUACUAUAUGUCCUCAACCAUCGGUUUAUUUAUACACAAUCCUGGCCCCGACUAUCCUUCCCAAAGGAUUUGUUGACGCAAAAGUAGCCACAGAAAAGUUAGUCAAAGCCACUAACAUAGACGAGGGGGAGUACCGACUUGGAAAUACCAAGAUCUUCUUCCGCGCGGGAGUGUUGGGACGUCUGGAGGAGAUGAGAGACGAGCGGUUGGGUAAGAUCCUGACAUGGCUUCAGGGAUGGAUCCGCUGGUAUCAGGUGAAGAAGAGCUUCAAGAAGCUUCAGGAACAGCGAAUCGCUCUUCUCGUGAUCCAACGAAAUUUGCGCAAAUUCUUGACUUUGAGGAACUGGUUGUGGUGGAAGUUGUACUCCAAAGUGAAGCCACUGUUGAAUGUGGCGCGAGUUGAGGACGAACUCAAAGCACUGGAAGAUAAG
Messenger RNA from Medioppia subpectinata, 555 nucleotides. Lineage: Eukaryota; Metazoa; Arthropoda; Arachnida; Sarcoptiformes; Oppiidae. The record is from the annotation of a GenBank genome assembly.